Messenger RNA from Melanotaenia boesemani (Boeseman's rainbowfish), 4284 nucleotides. It is a transcript of the gene slc38a3b, whose product is annotated as solute carrier family 38 member 3b. The coding region runs from base 262 to 1812 and encodes 516 amino acids. Gene Ontology annotation, biological process: L-glutamine transport; amino acid transmembrane transport; histidine transport. The transcript is spliced from 17 exons. Gene Ontology annotation, molecular function: L-asparagine transmembrane transporter activity; L-glutamine transmembrane transporter activity; L-histidine transmembrane transporter activity. Lineage: Eukaryota; Metazoa; Chordata; Actinopteri; Atheriniformes; Melanotaeniidae. The record is from RefSeq and is a predicted model, not a curated record.
UUACAAUGCCGACCAUUCCCUUAAGCACAUUGUAGUUGCCUCGUUGGAGAGACACGGUGCGGGUGUGCGUAAAAAUCCAAAUAGGCAGAUACUAUCACUGAGAAAAGGAAAGAGCUUUACCCAAAAGGAGAUUUUGAAAUUAUUUCCACUCAGCUGAGGAACAGAGCUGAAAACCUUGUGACAGCAGCCUUUGAUAUUCAAGAUUUGAACUCACUCCAUCAUAAAACACACACAGGCAGAAGGAAAUCUGCUAAAUCUUGGAUGAUGGAGCCUUCACAGUCAGAGUUGAACAUAUUAUCCAAUGGAAAAACUCAUGACCUCGGCGAUGACAUAGGCAUACCAAUGAAGACAAUGCUAGAGGAGGAUCAAAAUGGCACUCAAACAAUCAGGUUUGAUGACCCUGAUGGAGGACUGGAGAGCGAGGAGUUUUUGCCCAGUGCUGAUGGAAAGAAACCCAUACGCUUCACAGAUUUUGAAGGAAAAACCUCUUUUGGCAUGUCAGUUUUCAACCUGGGCAAUGCUAUUAUGGGCAGUGGAAUCCUUGGUUUGGCUUAUGCCAUGGCCAACACUGGCAUUCUCCUCUUCUGGUUUCUUCUGACUGCUGUUGCAGCCUUAUCGUGUUACUCCAUUCAUCUAAUGCUCAAAUCCUCUGGCAUUGUGGGAAUUCGCGCUUAUGAACAGCUGGGGUACAGGGCCUUUGGCACUCCUGGAAAAAUGGCUGCUGGCAUUGCAAUCACCCUGCAGAACAUUGGAGCUAUGUCCAGUUACCUGUACAUUGUUAAAUCAGAGUUACCGCUGGUCAUCCAGGCUUUUUUGAAGACAGAUUCUAACUCUGAUGUGUGGUACUUGAAUGGAAACUACCUGGUCAUCUUGGUUUCUGCCAGUGUCAUCCUGCCCCUUGCUUUAAUGAAACAACUCGGUUACCUUGGUUACACCAGUGGAUUUUCACUCAGCUGCAUGGUGUUCUUUCUCACCGCAGUUAUCUUCAAGAAGUUUCAGAUUCCUUGCCCCUUUGAGGAGUUCUCGGCCAACAACACUGCUACACACCUCAGUCUGAAUGUUUCAAGCCAUGUGCAUGAGCACAGCAACGAUGUGGUUCAUGGGGAUGAUGACUACCACUGCACCCCACGCAUGUUGACCAUCAACUCACAGACAGCAUACACAAUCCCCAUCUUGGCUUUUGCUUUUGUUUGCCACCCUGAAGUCCUGCCCAUCUACACUGAGUUGCGCAAUCCAACACAGAAGAAGAUGCAAAAGGUGUCCAACCUCUCCAUCCUUGUCAUGUACACUAUGUACUUUCUGGCAGCUCUCUUUGGCUACCUGACCUUUUACGACAACGUGGAGACUGAACUGCUGCACACUUACAGCCGCAUUGAUCCAUAUGACACUUUGAUCCUGUGUGUGCGUGUGGCCGUCCUCACUGCUGUCACCCUCACCGUCCCCAUUGUGUUGUUCCCAGUGCGUAGAGCCAUUCUGCAGAUGUUAUUUGCCAGCAAGUCUUUCAACUGGAUACGCCACAUUGCCAUUGCAUUGAUUCUGCUCACCUUGAUCAACAUGCUGGUGAUAUUUGCUCCUAACAUUCUGGGCAUCUUUGGCAUCAUUGGUGCCACGUCAGCUCCCUGCCUCAUUUUCAUCUUCCCUGCCGUCUUUUACAUUCGCAUCGUUCCCAAAGAGGACGAACCCCUGAACUCCCUUCCCAAGAUACUGGCCUUUUGUUUUGCUGCUUUGGGAGUGUCCUUCAUGGUGAUGAGUCUGAGCUUCAUAAUUAUGGACUGGACAACAGGGGGUGGCCUCGCUGUAGGAGGCCACUAGAUGCUGCUUCAGUGUGUAUGUAUGUGUGUGUGUGUUUUUUUAAUGAAUGGGAGUAUAUGGUAUGGUCAGUGUAAAUGGAGCAAUAUCACCUCAGUGGAACACACUACAGGUCUGCUCAGCUCAGAGCUGGGUGUUGUCACAGUAUAAAAUACACAGUAUUAAUGUAGAAAUGGAUAGGAAUCAAUUAGAUUGAUCAAUUUAGAUAAAAAUUUUUUACUGUAAAUUAACAUAAAUCUUUUUUAAAAAUCCCCCAAAACGAAGAUUUUACUAUUAAAUUUAAUACAGAGAAAAUGAAAUGCAUUUUAUCUCAAUAAUCAUACACGGACAACGUCUUUUGGUGCACCUAUGAUGGUGAAAUGUUUUUUUUUUUCUGUUGCUUCAGCUUUAUUUACACACAAAUUGCUGCAGCUGGUACUAUACAAAUAAAAACAGUAAAGGCAUCAACUGCUUGAAUUAUCCUCCAUGAGAUGCACAAAAGAGAACAGUCAGAUGAAGUCCAUUAAAAUCAGCAGGAUUCUGCUGUUUGUCUUCUUUUAGUUUAAAUCUAAGAAGCGCUUCACAGGCUUAGAGUGCAAGGAGAUAUUUUUAUGUGUCUGAAAGCUUUUGCUCCAUAUGCAUUAAAACCCUGGUGCCUUUUAGCAUUUAGAAUGGCACACAUAGAAUUAAUGAAAUGUAUAUUUAUUUAGCUAACUACUUUAUCUGUUUUGCAUUUUAAAUAGGUGUUAUUUAACUACUGUACAUGAUCAUAUGACAAAAGAAACUUGUUUGAUUUCAGUUUAUUUCUUUUCAUAGUUUAUAGAUGAUUAAAUAUGUUACUCAUUAAUACUAUUUAGGGUACUUUCUUGAUAAAAUGAUUUAAGGAUUUGAUGCCUCACCCUGUAUAAAAACUUGAUCAAAAUUAUACCAAACUGUGAUCUUGAAAAUUAAGCAAUGCAAAUUCUGUCUAUUCUCAAAGUUGAAAGGAAUAGUAACUUAUUUUUAUUAAUGUUGGUUCCUUAAUAAGAAGAUUAAUGUCUAAACGUUAGUGUAUACAAUUAUGAGAUUGAUGGCACUGGAAACGGUGGGAAACAGCCAACCAGGCUUAUCAACAUGCACAUCCUAAGCUUAUGCUUUUGCAUACAUUGUCAUGCCUUCAGUCUUUUUCCUAAACUAAACCAACUGCCAACUUCACAAAGAUUAUUAUUACAAGGCGUUUUCCUAAAUAAAAAUAAUAAUAAAGUAUUUUUGACUGGCAUUUGUACAUGUCCAGGUUUUUAUUUCACUUUAUAGGCAAACCAGAGCAAUAUACAUAUGUCAAAGCAAGAAAACUAAUUUAUUGUGCAUGGCUGGUAAAACUUUGUUGGCUCACAUAAUUCUUUGGCAAGGGACAGAUAACGUGAUGAUGUGUCACACCUUUGGGAUUCAGCCUUAGUCUGUUUACGUUACUGGUUUGAAGUGUUUUGAUCCGUCUUGUUAUCUGUUUAGAUCUUCAGUUAAUAUUUUGCAUGAUGUGUAUCUCCACUUUUCUCUGCAAGAAACUGCACAUUAACUGCUUUUGGUUCCAGCACUGUUGUGUAUAAAUGUUAUUGCAAUACUGUACCUUUGGCAUCCUACAGUGAAAUGUUUUUAAUUAUCAGUUUGUGUUGUGUUAAUAUGAAGACCUUCUUCAAACAAAUGGUUUAGGCAUAUGUGUUAUGAUGUUACGGUGUUAUGACAAGUUAAUCUAGGCAUGUGGACAGAUACCUCUAAAACGUUUAAUUCUUCAGGGGGAUUUUCCAACCCAUAAUAGCACAGUUUUUAAUGUUAUAUUUAAUUAUACGACAAUAUAAACCAAAAAUUCACAGCAAGAUCACAGCAAUCUUGGGUAGGAAACACCUGCAUAAAACAUGGUUCUAUAUUGUAUGACCCCACUUUUGUGGAAACUGAAAUGUAUCAUGACUGCUGGGCUUUCUUUAUUUAGCAUUGUGAAUCUUGACAGAGAUGUUUUUUUUUUUUGUUUGUUUGUUUUUUUUUUUUUUUGUUUUUUGUCUUUUGUCUGGAAAAAUAAUGAGAAAAAGCAGAAGGAAAGUUUAGUUGAAGUACCAUGCUCUGUCCUUUGCUUUUCCACAUGGAUAUGCUGAGAUUUAAACACAGAUUUAGCAUUGUCAUGUUCAGUUUAACAUUUUUUUUUUUUUUUUUUUUUAAAGAUCCUGCCAAAAAUAACAACUGACUACCUACUGCUUUAAAAUAGAUUCCACAGUUUCACUGCUGGUCAUAUCGUAAACAAAUCUGCGUGAUAUUUUUUCAUAGAUGCUCAAGACAUUAGUCUAUGGAAAUAACAAAACUAUAAAUUAAUAUAAAAGUCUAUGGAUUUUGGUGAAUAAGAAGGAACUUUAUAUAAAUAAUGUAUAUAAAUGUAAACCUUUUAUAUUUGUGAUGCAUAUUUACAGUAGCUUGUAAAGUGUAAAUAGCUGGGACAGUUUUAGUUUGGCAAAUAAAAUGAUUUUAGAUGUU